AUGGCAGUGACAGUUAGAGACUUUCAGCUGGAGAUCUGCAAAGAAAACACACGGGUGUGUGUCACCACCCCUGCAGACUGUGACCCUCGCCCACCCUCGUCCACACAGAGUACUCUGAACAUGUUGUGUUACUACCAAAAGUCUCCAGGCAGACAAAGAUCCAUGACAUGUGAGUGGAGUCUAGACUCAAACAGCGACACUGAGACUACCGCCUCCCUGAUUUUCAGCAGGGACCACGAAAUUAUAUCCUGUCGGGGCAUCUUCAACUCAGCAUCCGUUGUCAAUGUGACAGCAAGGAUUAAAAACCACAUGACAGAGAUCUGGUCUGAGCCUCGCAGUAUCUUUCUUUUUGAAGCAGUCAAGCCCCCUACACCUGUAUUAACUGUGCUCGGCUCUACUGAGGACUCACUUGUCGUGUCUUGGACAAGCAGCGGUGAUGGCAGAUGUCAGCUUCGUUACAGACUCGACAGCGAGGACAUAUGGACCCAGGUUCCAGAUUUAUCUGCAAACCUGAUGUUGAAUUACACCAUCAAAGGCCUCCUGCCGUUUACAGUCUACAGAGCUGCUGUGGCCUGCAGGGAACAGAUCUUCUGGAGUAACUGGAGCUCUGAAAUCAGAGGAAGAACACUGGACAGAGUUCCUUCCAGGCCACCAGAGGUGUUUUACAGACUGGAGAAAAAAGGUGGAUCUCUGGAAGUUCAUCUCAUUAUGUUGAAGGCUCCUGAGUCUCUUGAAACUGAAGGUCGAAUCCUUGGAUACCAGAUGAGCUAUAAAGAAGGUGGACUGAUUCAAAACACCACUGAUGUGACACGCCUAGUGGUGGAGGAGGGGAACUGCAGCAUCGCAGUCAGAGCCUUCAACACAGCUGGCUACGGCCCUGCUGCCCAUCUCAGCUUCAGCACACAAAGACAGAAGACGCUGGUUAUGACAUCUCUUCCCUCUGUCAGAAACAUGUGGAUUUCCACCUCUUACCCAGGAAAAAAAGAGCUUCUGGUCCAGUGGAAGAUCCCCAUCAACCAAGGUCACACCCUGCCUGUCAGUUAUUUCCUGAUUCAGUGGCACCCUGAGACGAGUCCAUCCACCAGCCACUGGUCUCGAGUUGACGGCUUCAUCACCUCCACCGUCAUACGAGAUGUUCACCCUAAUAAGGAGUACCUGAUCAGUGUGUUUCCUGUUUACAACCAGCAGUAUGGGUCUCGUCAGUCUCUGCCGGCAAGUCUGCAGCACGGAGCUUUGAUGGAGGUGGUCAAUCUGAGUGUCAGUGUGACUAAGACAUCAGUGACCAUUAUGUGGGAGUGGCAGAGGAAGUCUGAGCCAGUCAGAGUGAGCAGAUAUGAAGCAGUUCUGAGGAAAGACUCAGACAAACAAUCUUUACCUUUGUGGCCAGAUGACCAGCAGCACACUUUCUAUGACCUGAUGCCCAACACUCAGUAUUCUGUUACGCUGUUGGCUGAUAAUGUUUCUAAAAGCAUCGUUCAAAUGACGACAGAUUUCGAUGAUGUAACGGUGGUGGCUACAGCGAUUCCUCUGCUGCUGGUUGUUGUCACUGUGUUAAUCCUCUCCAUCCUGUCCAGGAAUCUGUACAAGUCGUACUUCUUCCCGCUAAUCUCUAGCCCUCGACUAAGCAAAACAGGCCAGUGGCUGAUGGACCCGAACCACGAGAAAUUUGCAGAGAGGAGCAUCCUUAAUAUUGAAGACUUCCAGGUGACUGAUGCCCUCAGAGACAAAAGUCUCAUCAUAGUUGAGCGAUCCUCUCAGCUCUUACCAGAUGAUGACCAGCGUGAGGAUACCUCUCUGCUGUUGAUUGGCUGCCUCACUCUAGACUCUGAGUAUGUUUCUUAUAGUGCACAACCCACAGAGAACCAGUCCCGUCCUCCUAUCAAGGUUUUCAUAUCAGAGGAAAAUCAAGAGGCUGCCGGCGCUCCGCUACACGAAACCAAGCUCUGGCUUCCUCAGAGCGACAAGGACAGAAAUCAGGCUGACAUCUCCGAGAUAUCACAUCAGACCGACGCUGCUGUGAGAAGUCGCUUUCCUGGUUUGUUGACUGAAAGUCAGCCUGUUUAUCCGAUGACCUGUGAGACAGAGUACGCGUUGAAUUGGGGCAGGCGGAGUGACUGCUCUUGUCUGAUCUGUGAUGCAGGUUACAUUUCUAACAGUGGCACAGGGUGAAAACACAUUGAGAGACUCAGCAACUUCAGCAACAAAUGAGCUCAGAUGUGGCCCAAAGGUUUAUUACAGCAAGGAAAACAAUGGCCUGUCUUGUGGCGCAGACUCAUCGGGUCUGCAUUUUUGCUUUUUUUUGGUAUUUUUGUAUAAAGAAAAUAUGGAAAGUUCCUGU
Molecule: messenger RNA, 2338 nt
Organism: Neolamprologus brichardi
Lineage: Eukaryota; Metazoa; Chordata; Actinopteri; Cichliformes; Cichlidae
Source: RefSeq, a predicted model, not a curated record